Molecule: messenger RNA, 4859 nt
Organism: Glossina fuscipes
Lineage: Eukaryota; Metazoa; Arthropoda; Insecta; Diptera; Glossinidae
Gene: lqfR
Product: clathrin interactor 1
Exons: 7
Coding region: 360-4571 (1403 amino acids)
Biological process (GO): endocytosis
Cellular component (GO): clathrin vesicle coat; endosome; plasma membrane
Molecular function (GO): clathrin binding; phospholipid binding
Source: RefSeq, a predicted model, not a curated record
UGAGAAUUGUUAAACUAAUUUAAAUUAAAUUAACAUGUAUGUGACAUAAAUCUGGUCAAGGUAAAAAAAAAAAAAGAAGCAGCAAACAAUUUUCAAAACGUUGCUGCAUCUAUGUUACAGACAAAAUGUGGCUUGUUUUGUGUCCACGUUCACAAGAGAGCGCAUUUGUGUGUGUGUGUGUGCAUGUGCAUGGAUGUGUGUAUUGGACAUUCUUAUGUCUAUGAUGACGGCAACUAAGUGCAAUUGCACUAGAAUCUACGAAGCGCCAAUUUCAUGCACACUUACGUGUAAAUAAUCGGAGAAAAACAAAUGUAACGAUUAUUACUUGAUGAAUAGCCGUUCAAAGGACGAACGUUGUUAUGAAUUAUACCGAAAUCGAAGGUAAAGUUCGUGAAGCCACAAACGAUGAUCCGUGGGGACCGACAGGGCCUCUGAUGCAAGAAUUAGCCCACGCAACAUUUUCAUAUGAAAGUUUUCCCGAAGUAAUGUCGAUGUUAUGGAAGCGCAUGCUACAAGACAAUAAAACCAAUUGGCGUAGAACGUAUAAAAGUUUACUACUGCUUAAUUAUUUGGUGCGUAAUGGAUCAGAACGUGUUGUAACCUCAUCGCGCGAACACAUAUAUGACUUGCGUUCCUUGGAAAAUUACACAUUUACAGAUGAGGGAGGCAAAGAUCAGGGUAUUAAUGUUAGACAUAAAGUAAGAGAACUUAUAGACUUUAUACAGGACGAUGAACGCUUACGUGAGGAACGUAAAAAAGCGAAAAAGAAUAAGGAUAAGUACAUUGGUAUGAGUAGCGAUGCAAUGGGUAUGCGUGGAAUAGGUAGUGGCGGUUAUAAUGACAGUGGUUGGAAGACAACGCGCAGUGAUCACGGUGAAAAUUGGUACUCUGAUUCACGUCCCGGCGAUCGUUAUGAAUAUGAUGAUGAUGCUCAUUAUGAAGGGGAAAAAGAAUUCUCUGAUAGUGAUUCACCCAGCCCAAGAAGAAGUUAUCGUUAUAAUGAUCGUGCCAGUCCCGCUGAAAUUGUAAACGAAUCGAAAACCUCAAAUAGCAUUAAUAUGAAUAUACGACCGAAAUCCGCUAAUGCUUCCUUAGGUAGUGGCACAUCUAUUAAGCAACCACAUCCUAAAAUUCCUGUAGGUUCUAAAAAAAUUGAUAUGGGUGCAGCGGCAAAUUUUGGAAAAACUCCUGCGACAAGUACAACUACAGCCGGCAUACACUCACCCACACAUCGGGACACUCCCACAGCAACCGAGAGUAACGAUUUAAUCGGUUAUAUGGCCAUUAACAAUAACAACACGCAACAAAGCAAUAGUAGUAACAAUAAUACUGUAAGUGAACUUUUUAAAACGUGUGCACCGCCAGCACGUACAGAAGCAACUCUGAAUAGUGCUGCCGUCAUUGAUGACGAUUUAGAUGACUUUAAUCCACGUGCUGCCGAAAGCGCACAAACGGAAUUCGGUGAUUUUGCAGCAGCUUUUGGUGCAGCAAAAUCCUCUAUCACUGAACCUCCUUCAGGCGGACUUUGUGGUUCCAACGCAUCUACCACCGAUGAUUUUGCUGAUUUCUCUGCAUUCCAAAGUAAUAGCAUCUCAACUGCUGACACUCAACCUGAUACGGGAAUUGUGGGUGGCUUGGAUGGAAAUCUUCUAACAACUACCACACCAGCCAACGAUGCAUUUGAUUUAUUUAAUUCCACGAAUGCCACAUCCACUGUGACUACUGACCUCUUGGCUGGACUCGGUGACUUGUCAAUACAUCAAAGUAUGCCAAUGGCCGACAAAGAUAACCAUGAAAAGGACCAAGUCUUUCCGCCUCAUUUAAGAGCCAAACUACAGCAAGCGAUACUCGAAUUACAAUCGUUAACUGAAGUACAAUCAUCUAACGAAAUUUGUGGAAUACAGGGAAUAAUCAAAGAUUUAUUAAGCGAACCAGCUCUGCCGGGCUAUACUACAUUAGAAAAAUUAUGUGAAUUUGACAAAGAUUAUAUAAAGUGGCAGCUAAUCGCCCAUAAAGAGUAUACCGAUCUUUUAAAUGCCGUUUGCCAAUUAUUUAGCACCUAUUGGCCAAAGGAAUUAACCACAAAUGAUAUGUAUAUUUUAAAUAUAUUUAAAAUUGAUUACAAUUUCAACUUCAUAUUUGAGAGUUUUAUGUGUUUAAAUACCAAACUGGAUAAACUACCUGAAACCAUAGCAGUGGUAUUGGAAUAUUUGAUAAAGGAUGAGGAACUGUUAGCAAUCAGUUUCUUGCACAUUUGCAGAGAGAGAGCAAUUUUGUUGGGAACACGCAAGGAAGCCACCGAAAAUAUAACGAGACAAAAAGCAGAGGAAUUUGAGGAAAAUGUGGCCAAUUAUUUGCAAUUGUUGAUAAGUUUACCGGACCGUAUAGCAAAUAAUCUCUUGGGAAAAAUAUCAAAGACAUUCACACCUACUUGUUAUGGAAAGAUAUUAAUGCAACACUUUUUGAAAUCCUUAUGGUUUUUAGUGCAUCUAGAGGAAUUUAAAGAGGAAGACUUUAAUAUACAGUUCCUUACCGAUCUACUAAAUCGCGUUGUUAUUGAUUUAUAUGCGGAUUCGCCGGAGGAUGCGAAUAUUUUAUUGCUAUUGCAAAUACUGGCAGAAAUGGCUAAAUCCCAUUCUUGCGCCCGAGUUAUACAAUUAAUGUUAUGCAACAUAAGCAGCAAAUAUUCCACAGUGGCUUAUCGUUUGGCUUUACUUAUGCUGAAGAAUCAAAUCAAUGUUUAUUUGUUAUUAGGCCCUGCUAUACGAAAUAAUAAUACUUGGCAAUUGUGUUUCAUGCAUAAACUAGCUGUACAAAGAAUUCCACAUACUAAUGAGGCUCUAUUGGGCUUAGUGCAGUAUAUAGCGAGCGUGGACGAACAAAAACUAAAACAACUUUUUCAACUUUUAUUGGAGACUUGGUCAAAGCGUAUAGUCUUGCAAAAACUAUCUCAUAAAGAACAUCUUAGUUUAUCUAAAUUAAUGUUACUGACCGCUAAAAAUCUAUACGAUCUAAAAGAAAAAGAAAAAUUUCCGCCCGCUGACGAUAAUGAUACCAAGCGGCUGUUGCAUGCAGGCUUGCGAAACCAUUUGGAAUGUAGUGACUACGAGCAAAGAUAUAUUGGAAUGAAAGUAGUGGAAUUAAUAUUUAAUUGGAUGACAGAUCCCGAGGCCAAAGAGGAGGAGCGAUUAAAAUUCGAUUAUAGUUGUAUUGAAGGUUCUUCUAAAGGCGAACUAAUCCAGGAAUUGGAUAAGUUGAUGGAAGAAAGUGCUUCACGUAGAGAAGAAAAUAUCGAACCAGAAAAUCUAGAAGAGCUUUUGAAAGAAUUUUUACAAUCUAAAGUAAAUUGCGCAACGCAGUCAAGACCUUCGUUCAGUAAAGUCGCCGAAAUUUCUUCUUCUUGCUCAUCAGCGCAACCAGCAGAACAACCGUCUGCACCUUAUAAAACUAAUUGUACAGAAGUAAAUAUAGACUCAGAUGAUGAUGACGACCUACAAGCUUAUGAUAUGUCUAAUGAUACGCCACAGCUUCUAGAGAAGCGUCCAAAAUUUUUGCUUGACUUGCUUAACACUCUCAGUACAAAAUGUGAGGAUUAUGAAACAUUUACAGCCGCGCUCGACACAGCCGAAUCAUUGAUUAGAAAUCAACUGCCGCAUUCUGAUAUAUAUAUGGCGUUGGACUUGAUGAGAAUAUUUCUAAUUCUAGAAAUGCAAUUUUUCUUCGAAAACUUCGACGAAACUAAAUUCAAAUGUUGUGUAGCGAUUUGUGUUAGCUAUCCAGCUGCUUGUGCCGAAUACAUUUGUCGCGAAUUUCAUACAGACAACUCACACUACAAUGCAGAUCUAAGAAUUAUAAUGUUACAGAUUUUAUCUCAAACGGCUAAAGAACUCUGUGGGGCUAUUGCAGUUGAAAGUGCUUCUCUCGAGACAAUAAAGCCAAUGCAAAACCGCAAACCUGGAUUACGUAAAUUUACUUUUGUCAACGAACAUCGUGAACGUUUACUUGAAGCUCGUAAGAUUAUCCGGCAAAGAUUACGAGAAAAAACUAAACGUUAUUGCAGCAAAUCGAACAAUAGUGCUAAAGACAAAGCUGAAGUAAAUCGAUUUCAUUCAGUAGUGGGCACGUUUUUCUUUUGUCUAGUUCGUGGCGAACGUACUAAACAAAUGUUGUAUAUAAGAUAUGAUCGCUUAGCUCACGAUGUGGAUACGAUGUUGUUGGUUAACUUUUUGCAUACCCUUUCAAUUAUUGUUAUGGCUGCAGAGAAUAGUCCUUUGAUUGCAUCGAUAGCACGCGAAGUCUUUGACCUUUGUUCUUUUGCUCGGUUUAGCCUUGAAUCAUCUGUACGUUUGGCCACUUUGGAAUUGCUGGGCAUUACCUUGAUUACAACACCUGGUUACAUAAUGUUGGAGCAAUUAAAUGAACGUUUAAUGGAAUUGAAAUGUUGGUUGGAAGAUUUCAUAAAAUCACCCUUGAUUGGUGGCGAAAAAUCCGAGGAAUGUCGCGAAGUUGCUGCACAAAUUUUAUCAACCUGCUAUAAAAUAAUAACUCCUGAGAAUUUUGAAAAUACUUAAACAUUUAAGUUACAAAUAAUCAAAGGGAUUUUUUGUUUUCAUUGUUAAAUAAAUUGAAAUUUUCCAAUUUUAGUUUAGCUAUUGAGUUUGCUUAAUUCGCAUAUUGGGAAUUUGACAAUCAUAAGCCUUGAUUAAAUUAAUCUUUCUUUUAAGUUACCCUAUGAAUCUGAUACGUUACCUAAAGGCUUGAAUAAUGUUUUCAUUUUCACAUGUCAACUUUUAUAGGAACUACAAACUCUUGAACCUUUAAGGUCGAUGUUGUCAACUCAGGUCCAUAUAUUAUAAACA